This is a messenger RNA of Suillus paluster, 1222 nucleotides long. RefSeq lists its product as uncharacterized. The transcript has 3 exons. The record is from RefSeq and is a predicted model, not a curated record. Bases 156 to 1037 code for a protein of 293 amino acids. Lineage: Eukaryota; Fungi; Basidiomycota; Agaricomycetes; Boletales; Suillaceae.
UAACAAACUUGCCCGUAAAUCCAACAACGGCACCAUUUUGUUCGAACCUUUCAUCGUCUACCGUAUACACCGGUAAAACCAGUUUCAACCCUGGUAAAACCAGUUUCAACUCUGACACCACUCCAUCACACUUCCUAGAAUUCUUCGCCCCUCAUAUGUCAGCAGAACCCGCAGAACUUUGCACCAUGGCCCGUUCCAAGCUACAUUCAGCUGUGGGCGGCAGCCUCCACCGUUGGGUCCUUCUCAAAAACUCAAUUUUUCGACCACCUCGUGCCCCCUAUGUGCCCAGUGUGGCGACCAGUUCUUCCUAUUCGAAUCGUGUAUAUAUUGCAAGUGAUAAUGGUGACAGCGAGUACGACGGUGAAGAAGAGGAGUUGGAUUCGUUCAUGUUCCCCGACGCUUCCAAACUUGUGGGGGUCGAAGCCAAUUCAUCUGAAGCUGAGUGGCUCGACUCACUUUUAGAAUCCCUAGUCGAAGGUGGAGAGGACGAGUGCGUAUCGGAUACCGACGUUCGCAUUUCCGUCAUACCAGUUGAAGAUGAUGAAGAUCCCCCACUAAGCCCCUUUACGUCACCAAUGUCUUCUUCGGACGACCUUUUCAGUCACCAAGCAUAUUGUUCUCCGUCUAUCGCUGUGCCAUAUCCUGUGCCAUAUCCGCCAUUCCAUCCACCACUCGUUCAUCCAUAUGCCCUCGGUCCUAUCAUUGAGUCUCCUGUUUCACCACCUCCAGCGUAUGACGCUCUACCCUACUAUGAUGCCGAUGAGUUAGACGAUCUCUCUGUCCCGGAAGCUAUAGAGGACACUUCCGAUGACGAGUCCGACGUCCCUUCUACACCAUCGCUGGGACGCUCGUCAGACCUUGACUUUGUGGAUCCGACGUCCAUCCCUCUUCCAGGGCAACGUAGCAGGCGACGUUUACAGCCUGAUGUGUACAUCCGCCACCCGGACUCUUAUUUUGAUCGUUAUGCGCUCGACCCCCUUCCUUUCCCCAAUGAAGAUCACUCCAUUUCGUAUAAUGCUGUCUACCAUGAAUGCUAGUUGCCCCCUGUCUAACCUAGAAUUCCUCUUUUGCUCUAUAUCAGUGGCUGUCCACGGGGAACUUGAACUUGAAGCGCAGUCCGAUUCCGCCCGAGUUGAGAUAUCUUCUCACGAGAUUACGCUACGGCCGCGAUAGAAACGGGCUUUUAGUGAUAGGUAACCUCUAAACCUCCUAAACACCCUAG